GAUUUUUCAUCGAUCAGUCGAGUUUAUGCAAUGUGAAUGAGUGAAUGUCAUUGCGUUCGCGUGCGUAAAGUAACUUGUAAAUUCUAUAUGUCGGAGCAAAACUAUCAUCGCAUUCAUCUGUUUUAACAAGACACGUGUUGCUUUAAGUUCAUCACGUUUAUGUUCAAAUGUCAUGUUAAAGUUCCGAACUUAAAAUGUUAAAAUGCUAAAGAGAGAGAGAGAAGCUUUUGAGAAUAUUUUAUAGAAUAUAUAUAAAUAUUUCUUUUAAAGUUUGUUUUAACAAUUUAAACAAUUAGUGACGUGUCAAAAUGUUGAGAAAACAUUUUCGAGUGUAAAAAAAUCUAUAAACUACAAGUUUUAAAAAAUGUUUAAACAACCGGCAAAGUUGUGUAAUUAUAUGUCUAGGGAAAAAAUUAUUAUCAUGUGUGAUUUUAUGUGUAUAACAAGUUUUUUACGCGAUAUAUAUUUAUAUAUUGCGUAACAUAUAAAGUUCAUCAAGGAAGAAUCAGAAAGAAUCCAUGAAGAAACUGUCAGUUGCAAUUGAUAUACUAUUUGCAAUUGUGUAUGCAAAAGACAAGACGACUACAAUAAUGAGCUAAUUGUUUAUUAUUUUCAAGUAAAAUUCUUCCAAUGGCACAAAACUUGGAAUAUUCUCACAAAGUUUAACUUCCAAUCAAUUUAAAUUGACAAAACAUAACACUUAAAAAAAUUUCUAAAUUAUUACAGUGUUUAUAAGACUUCUGAUAAAUCACUGAUGUUCUUCAGAUAUCUUAACAAUGCUCGCAGGAGAUUUUGGUUGGAUGUUAUUCCGAUACAACUAUAAUACUUCCAAGGUAGAACAGAACUGGAUUCGUUAUCUCAUAUUAUUUAAAUAUGUAUAAAGUGACCAACCGCAUUAAAAUCGGAGGAACGAGUUUAACGAAGCCUAAAAAAAAAGAAGUAUCAGCGCAAAAGACGUCAAAUCGUCCGCGGACAAGAACCCUGAGAACAUCCUUUCCUUCCACUUUGGAAGGCCUACGCGGAAUAUGCAUCUCAUUUCUUAAAGUGACCGCGUAGAAGACAUAAGUGCUGCCAACAUACAGCCGUCGUAUCUUUCGAUGAACCGAAAACAUCGUCCAGGGAAACGAGGUGCGGCCGACGAGUCCGAGAAUGAAGAAACUAAUAAUGAUUAUCAACAGCAACUCGUCGAACGCUAUCGACAAUUCCACCCUUUAUCCCUGCGAGAACUUCACCGAUUUCAUCGAUCAACGAUAUCUGCCGUCCAGGAACGUUACGUGUCUGCAACACGCGCCUAAACUGACCAAAGAAGUGUAUCUCAGAGUGAUCAUAUUGGCUGUCAUGUCAAUUCUAAGCUUGGUCUGCAACCUAGCGACGAUCUACUCGAUCAGGAAGAAUCGUCGAAAACAGCGGAGCUACUCAGCGAUCUACACGCUAAUCCUUCAUUUGUCCGUGGCUGACCUAUUGGUUACCAUUUUUUGCAUGGCAGGCGACGCAAUCUGGAGCUACAAUGUCGCAUGGUUGUGGGGCAAUGCUGCAUGCAAGAUUUUCAAGUUCCUACAGAUGUUCAGCCUAUACCUGAGCACCUUUGUACUUGUGCUAAUCGGUAUCGAUCGAUUUGUCGCGGUGCGAUAUCCUAUGAAAGGUUUCAACAUGUCGCAAAAAUUCUCGCGAUGCGUUCUUCUCGUUUGGAUGCUAUCCUUCGUACUCGCCACUCCACAGGUCGCAAUAUUUCAUGUUGCACAAGGACCGUUCAUUGAAGUAUUUACACAAUGUGUAACACACGGCUUUUACACUGAAGCCUGGCAGGAACAACUUUACGCUAGUUUUAGUCUAUUUUUUAUGUUCCUUUUGCCAUUAGCAAUUUUAAUUAUUACAUACGUAUCUACAGUGAUCACUAUCUCUCAAAGUCAGAGAAAGUUUAAAACGAAACCAGCGAGAAAUGUCACAUAUAUUAGAAAUAGUUAUAUAAAUAGGAAAAGAAUAAUGCACCGAGCAAAAACAAAGUCAUUACGUAUCAGUGUUGUCAUCGUAGCAGCGUUCCUGAUCUGGUGGACGCCGUAUUACACGAUGAUGAUAAUAUUUCUGUUUCUCAAUCCCGAUGAACACCUCAGCGACGAGUUACAGAGCGGAAUAUUUUUCUUCGGCAUGAGUAACAGCUUGGUAAAUCCCUUGAUAUAUGGUGCGUUUCAUCUUUGGCCGCAGAAGCAACGGCAAGGCUCUUAUCAAAGAUCUGACUUUGCAUUGCAACAGCGAAGUAGCAGUAUUAGAAGGAAGUCACACGAAACGCAAAUACCAUUCCUCUCUCAAGACAGUGGCUCAAAAAUUAUUCCACAACAACAACAAGAGGUGUAAUAUUUUAUCAGAUUUGAUUGUAUUUUAUAUAAAAACAAAAUGUAUCAAAUGUGUUGUGAAAAUAGCAUGGACUAUACGAAAUGACAGGUAUCUGUGUGCAUAUCUUGAUUUAGAUCUAAUAGCAUAAAUAUAUUGCGACAUUAAGCAAUGCAUAAAUUUCAAUAAAAAUUUUGCGAGUAUUAUUAACGAUAUUUUAUGUUUUAUAUAUAGAUGUAGCAUAUUAUCAUCAAACUAAUAUCAUAUCUAAUAUACUAUGUAAUAAAACUAUAUUUUUAUUAUAAUCCUUUUCAUUAAUUGUUUAUGUUAUUUUAAAAGCUCAC
Messenger RNA from Linepithema humile (Argentine ant), 2672 nucleotides. Lineage: Eukaryota; Metazoa; Arthropoda; Insecta; Hymenoptera; Formicidae. The record is from RefSeq and is a predicted model, not a curated record.